AUGCUUUCCGUUACCAAUACAUUUCUUUUUUUUUUCACCAGAGUCAAAGUUACGUUCGUCUUAAACGACGGCAAGCGGCUUGAGACUGUGGCCAACGUUGGUGACACUCUUUUGGACGUAGUUGUGAACAAUGACCUUAACAUUGAGGGCUUCGGCGCCUGCGAAGGCACAGUCACAUGCUCCACAUGCCACGUCAUACUGAAGCCGGAGGACUUCGAGAGACUUCCCGAGGAAGCCAGUGACGAAGAACGAGAUAUGCUAGAAUUGGCUUACAGUCUUACAGAGACCUCCCGUCUCGGAUGUCAGAUCACCCUCACGAAAGAACUGGACGAUCUUGAGGUAAAGGUACCGGAGGCAAUCAACGACGCAUGUAGCUGA
Messenger RNA from Parnassius mnemosyne (clouded apollo), 378 nucleotides. The record is from the annotation of a GenBank genome assembly. NCBI's taxonomy places the organism in Eukaryota, Metazoa, Arthropoda, Insecta, Lepidoptera, Papilionidae.